Messenger RNA from Rhinichthys klamathensis goyatoka, 2738 nucleotides. It is a transcript of the gene wdr43, whose product is annotated as WD repeat domain 43. Gene Ontology annotation, cellular component: nucleolus. Gene Ontology annotation, molecular function: protein binding. Bases 49 to 2004 code for a protein of 651 amino acids. Lineage: Eukaryota; Metazoa; Chordata; Actinopteri; Cypriniformes; Leuciscidae. The transcript has 18 exons. The record is from RefSeq and is a predicted model, not a curated record. Gene Ontology annotation, biological process: maturation of SSU-rRNA from tricistronic rRNA transcript (SSU-rRNA, 5.8S rRNA, LSU-rRNA).
CUCACACGUGUUUCCCGUGAAGCAGACGGACACACGCGGACUGCUAAGAUGGCGGCGGACGGAGGCCGAUCUGCGCUUCCCUGCGCCUUUAGCCCCAAAUCACAACAGUUUCUGGCUCUCUGCGCACAGGACGGGAGACUACGGAUUUGGAAUACCGAGAGCAAAACUCUACAACAGGAAUACGUGCCUUCCGCGCACCUGAGCGCAGCCUGUACCUGUGUGACAUGGGGACCGUGCCGAGCAGUUCAGGAUGUUCCACAGAGGAAGAGGAGGAAAUGUGAGGCCGGGUCGGCAGUUGAGCAGACAGAUCUGUUGGCUCUGGGCACUGCUGUUGGGUCUGUCCUCAUCUACAGCACAGUGAAGGGAGACCUGCAUUGCACUCUGGAUGGAGAACACAGUGGACCAGUCAACAGCGUCCAGUGGCAUCCAGAGGACUCUGUGUUAUACAGUGGCUCAGAUGACACGCACAUAGCCGAAUGGGACCUGCAGAAAGGAAAAGUUAGUUGCAAAUGGAAGGCAGACAGAUCAGCCGUCAGCAGCCUGUGUAUAAGUCCAGAUGGAAAGCUGCUGCUCUCGGCAGGAAUGAUCAUCAAGAUGUGGAACCUGGAGACUAAGGAAGUGUACAGGAAAUUCACAGGUCACUCUACCAUGGUAACAACUCUCUGCUUCGCCACAACACGACCCCCAGACAGCAAUGGGAUGUACUUUCUGUCAGGAGCUGCUCACGACAGGCUCCUGAGUGUGUGGCAGGUGAGGUCAGAUGGCAAGGACAAGAACUCUGUGGUGUCAUUUACUCUGACAGAUGAACCGCAACACAUAGAUCUUCAGACAUCCAGCCACAAAGAGGAGGCUAUGAGGUUAGCAGUGGUGUGUAAGGAUGGUCAGCUUCAUCUCUUUGAGCACUUUCUGAAUGGGAUAUGUAAGAAGCCACUGUCACCAGUGUGCUCACUGCAGGUGUCCACUAUGAAGGGAGACUCACCUGUCCCAGUGCCUCUGCUCGCAGCAGCUUUGUGUGCAGACAGACAGAACCUAAAGCUGGCAUACGGACAUCACCUGCAGCCUGUCAUGGAGAAAACUCCAUUUAACACGUCAGAAAGACAUGCGUGCUUAGUCCGAGAUGUACUUUCCACACUUUCUCUCUCUGUAGACAUGGCUGUCUCCAAGGUGAAGACACCAGUUGUUAAUCAAAAGAGCAAAGUUUUAAUGCCAGGACUAACAGGACACAAAGCACCAAUCAAAUUAACUCCCAAUGAAGCAGAGAAAAGGAAAAAAGAGGCCAGUACCACAGAGUUGUCUAUCGAGGAGCGGUUGGAGCAGAUUGAGUUGAGUGGCGGCAGGAAGGGUGCUGCUAAAGGCUCGUCCUCCCUGCAGACGGACAGCUUUGCUGUACUGCUUGUUCAAGGCCUAGAGAGCAAAGACGAGAAGAUCCUUAAUAAAAUAUUUCAAACCAAAAAAGAGAUAUUGAUAAAGAACACUGUUUCCCGGUUACCACCCCCAGCUAUCCUGCCAUUGCUGGAAGAGCUGUCCAGAAGACUGCAGGGGCAUCCGUUCGCGGCCUUGCUUAUAGUUCAGUGGUUUAAGGCUGUACUUACACAACACGCAUCAUACUUGUCUUCGCUGCCGGAUCUAGUGUCUCAGUUGGGCUUGAUCUACCAUAUGAUUGAGAGCAGGGUAAAGUUAUAUCAUCAACUCAGCAGGCUUCAUGGCAAAUUGUUCCUGCUUAUGUCACAGGUGGCGACCAGCACCAGCUCUCAGAAAACUGAUGUCGAUCGCACAGCAAAACUGGUUUAUGAAGAAGAGUCUUCAGAUGAGGAUGAAGGUUCAGGAGAUGAAGGGCGUCCUGAGGAUGACUCUGAUAACUGGGAGGAGGAUGAGACGGCAAUGGAAUUGACAGAAGACAAAAAGAACCACAAAGAGGAGGAUGAAGAGGAAGAUAUGAAAGAUGAAUCAAAAGCAAAUGGUGAUUCAGAUCUGGACCCUGAAAAUGAAAGCGAAGAGGAAUAAUACCCCCCCAAAAAAGCACCCUUGCAUUUAUAUAUGAUUUCAUUUUAUUUUUCAUUUUGUUGAAUUUUAUUGUAACGAAACAAAAGGUUAUGUUUUAUAGAAUUCCGAUAGCCAAUGCAGCCUGGACUUGUGGUUGUCUUUCUCAGAACAGUCAUAAAGGGCAUGUGACCCUCAGUCUGGGUGACUGACAGCUCCUCGUGGAGAGAGAGCACACACAUUUGAGGUCCAUUCGUGUCACUUUUCCUGUGACCUCCUAACUGCCUCUGUUUUGUUGCCCAGCUACAAUGGGAUACUGUGGGUUUCCCAAACCAAAUCCCCCUCGAUCCCCCUGCUCGAUUGCAUCCUUAAACAGACGUCCGAUGUCCCGGUGGUCCGAGCAUAUGAGCUUAUCAUGAUUAUGCUCAUCAACAUUUGUCCUCUGUUCACAUCCUUGAUUUAUCUGUCGUCAUUGCUCUCUCUGUCACGGUCAUUUCUCAUGUUUGAUUUCUGUGUCCUGUGUGUGAUUUCAGAUGAGGUUUUUUACACCCUCUGCAGUCAUAACCCAGUUCUUGGUCUUGAGAACAAAAAAUGUGAACCUCUCCCAUUACAACAUGAAUAUAAAAAAACACAAAACCAGAGGCGUUGUACGUUAAUUAUACAGUGGUUGCAGUUAGCGUCAACCAAAACCUUUCAUGCAAACAAUAUAUCGGCGACUGUUGUACAGUUUAAAUGAAAUAAAUACAGCUUUGUUCUCA